Messenger RNA from Vitrella brassicaformis, 3739 nucleotides. The record is from the annotation of a GenBank genome assembly. NCBI's taxonomy places the organism in Eukaryota, Vitrellaceae.
GGGGCGUGUAUGGAAGGGGACUGUACAGUAAGUACAUAAGAUGUGCUACACUGUCUGAGUACGAAGGUGAGGAGGCAGGCUUGAGGCAGGCAGUGCACACUGCAGAACGGACUGUAUCUGCCUUUGUUUUGUUUGUUGGCGCAGAUUGUCCCUCUCGCAGUCCCCUGCACCAUCAUGUUUGACCGGUCCAUGUACGCCAUCCGAUCUCAAGUCGGCGUCCAGCUGCUCACGCGUAUCGUCACCUUCAUCUUCAACGCCGCCACAACACGAUGUGUCGACGCGCCGACCUACGGCAUCGGCCAGCUGAGCCUGCCCAUGCUCAACCAGGUGGCCCUCUUCCUGCCCAAGGAAGGUCUCAGACGGGCCGCACAGCGGAGGACAGAGGCGAAAGAUGGCACCAAAGACGACCACGAUGAUGACGACCAGUCGGCGCUGAACCUUAUGUGGCUUGCUGAAGGCAUCACGGUAGUCACUGCCUUCGCCCUCGGCUGUGUGUGGCUGGCAAACCCUCCCCAGAAGGUGGCGACCAUCCCCGCAUCUGGUGGUCUUUCGUCUGCGGCGGCGUAUCGGCUGUCGAUUAUCAUGGUGACCGUCGGCUGCUGCAUCAAAGGGAUCGGCGAGCCCGUGUUGAUCCACUGCCAGCAGAGAGGGGAGCUGAGCGUGCGCUCACAGGCAGAGGGUAUCGGCCUGGUCGCCAAGACGGCGGGGGUCGUCGUCAGCUUGAUGGUCAUCCGCAUGCACGGGCUGCUGGCGUUCGCUGUGGGGCAGGUGUGUCUGGACGUUGUGUGGGUUGCUUAUCUGCUCAUGGCCGCGCACACACUGGAGAAGAAGGGUGACGGGACCACCCUUAUGGGCGUGGUGACCAAGCUCUUGCCGUCUCGGCUCAAGCAGCCAGUCAAGGUGCCGACAGAGGGCGGGAGGGGGCGGCUUCGUAGGCUUCGUGCGCUUCUUGCGAGGUUCCGUGGGUUUCUUGGGAUGUGGCUGACGCCAGCGCACCAACGGUUUGCGUGCGAGUACUCUCUGCUGGCGCUGCAGAAGCUGCUGCUUACCGAGGGCCAGAACCUUAUUUUGAUGAAGUUCUUCCCGGAGGAAGACUGGGGCGUCUCUGUGCUGGUGCAGAACUUCGCCAGCAUCAUCCUGCGAGUGCUCUUCUCGCCUAUAGAGGAGACGGCCACGGCGGCCUUCAGCUUCAUGCAGCGGAGCCAGCAAGCCGACUCGGGGGACUCGGGAGAAGCGAAGCCAGCAGGUCCUGGCGACGAGACGAUGGCUUUGUUGAGGGUGUUGAUCUUCAUGGAGGGGUCGAUAGGGUGGUUUGGGGCGGUCAUGGGGCCGCCCUUCUGCUACUCGGUGGUGUUCAUUCUCAACGGCAGAGAAUGGGCAAUGUCCGCCGCACCGAGAGUCAUGCAGAGGUCAGUCAGUGACACAGAAGCCCCCCACUCACUCUGAUGCAUGUGUCGCUUUCUGCUGGGUGAUAUGUGUCCUUCCUUGCUGCAGCUACUGUGUGCUCUUGUUCCUUAUGGCGUUGAACGGCAUCCUGGAGGCCUUCAUGUACGCCUGUGCGACACCCCGGUGGCUGCAGCGAUGUCAGUGGGUGAAUGUGGCCAUCAGCCUGUCGUUUGUUCUUUUGGCCGUGCUGCUCAAGGACGUCGGCGAGGGCGGCCUGGGGCUCGUUUACGCCAGCUGGGCCAACAUGGCCAUGCGCAUCUUGCUGGUUCUCUUCUAUGUGGCCAUGAUGCGCCACAGGGGCGUGCUGCCGGCGUGGCGAGGGAUGGGUGGGGCUGUCAGGGGUCUCGUGUUGCCCAAGACAGUCAAAGUGUGGGGCAUUGUAGUGCUGGCCAGGCUUGUGUGUGAGGCGGCCAUUGCGUGGGGGAUGGAGGGGGGAAUGCGGGCGGCACUGCUCGUCAGCAGUGAUGCGGCAGACGGUGGUGCAUCUGUCACCGCCAUGGGGCUGUGGGGUGUGGCCUUGCGUGAGGCGAUGAUGGCUGCAUGUGUGAGCGGUGUUGUGUUCGUGCUGACCUAUAGGGAUGUGUAUCGGUCUGUCAGGGAGGUGAAAGACAGCAUCGAGGGGGACAGGACGGCUGCAAUAAAAAAGCAAACGUGAUCACCGGCAGCCAUUCAUCUUAACUCGCGUCUUGCUGCGAGCUCGUGGGGGCGUGUGGGGGCGAGGAGACUGGGAAAGAGGUGAGUCACCGCUUCAUCCGUACUCCGACGCCACGACAGUGUAUCCCUCCAGCCAUCCAGUCAUCUCCUCCAUGUGUGUGUUUCGUCAGAAUAAAGGCCGAGAGCAAGAUACCUCGGGCGCUGCUGCCCACUGCUGCCCACUGCUGCUGCUGGUGCUGUUGCUGCUGGGGAAUGGGAGGGGGAGGGAGGGAAGGGGGUGGGGGAGGGGGGAAAGGCGGCCACGGCCGCCAGCGACCGACGCGCGUCGGUUGCCUUGACGGCAGCUCCCCCCGGCGGCCGCUCGUCCAGUCUGCUGCUGCAGCGGACGAAGAGCCUGGACGACAUCCCCGAGGUCUCAUCGGGGGAGACCUCGGAGGUGGACGCCCAGGACAGGGGCGGUCCACUGCCUGAGUGGGCCGAGCGCGGUCAGAGAGAAGGGAAAUGAGGCAGAGAGGGAGAGAUGAAAUAGACUUGGAUGGAUGAUUCUGUCUUUGUUCAUUCCUACAGACAUCGACAACGGCUUCGGCCAGUAUAUCGAUGUUGUGCCGGAGGAGACGGAGGAGUGGGUGCGGCGAAGUGAGAGGGACGGAAAUCUGUCUGCACACACGAGGAGAGACACAGACUUGGAUGAUGGACGGGCGCACAAAGACGUCUUCUUUGUUUCUGCCUGUUCGAUACAGACAUGCUGAGGAGCAUCGGGGCGUGGAUCGAUGAGGGGGUCGACGAGGAGGAAGGUAAGGAAGGAGAGUGACACUCACUGGUGGUGCAUGUGGUAAUUCAUCGCUGUAUGUAUGUGUUGAUUGGCUCUGUGUGCUGUGCUGCAUGCAGAGCCAGGGGGGCUGACCUCGGGGGUGGACCUCCGUGACAUGGACGCUCUGCUGUCAGAGCUGGGCGAGCGAGGUCAGGGAACGGGAAGGAGGGAGAGACAGAGAGGUGAGAUAGAUCAAGUUGGAUGAUUCCGUCCCUGUCUGUUCAUCGCUACAGAAAUCGAGAGCUGCUGCCGCCUGUCGAUCGAUGUUGUGCCGGAGGAGACGGAGGAGUGGGUGCGGCGAAGUGAGAGGGACGGAAAUCUGUCUGCACACACGAAGAGAGACACACACUUGGAUGAUGGACGGGCGCACAAAGCCGUCUUCUUUGUUUCUACCUGUUCGAUACAGACCUCAUGCGCAGCAUCGGGCCGUGGCUCGACCAAGGGAUCGACGAUGACGAGGGUAAGGAGAGAGACACUCACUGGUGGUGCGUGUGGUAAUUCAUGGCUGUAUUUCUGUGUUGAUUGGCUCUUGUGUGCUAUGCUGUAUACAGAGCCGGCCAAGCCCCCGCCAAAGAGCAGCCCCAGCCCAGCCAGAGUGCUCCCCUCCCUCCGCCGCACCAAGGAGGACGAGGGCAUCACUUACAAGACCUACCCGGGAGAGCGGAAGACGUGGUGGCAGCGGCUCUGGCGGGCGCUGCGGGUGGGGUCUACGUCGUGCGGCGCAAGAAAGCCGCCGCGGCCUCGCCUCCCCACCGCCAAGGUGCGCCCACUGGUCCACACAACGGACCGAUGUCCACACCUCAUCAAGACCCCAUGGUGAUGGGCGCG